Molecule: messenger RNA, 3387 nt
Organism: Oncorhynchus nerka (sockeye salmon)
Lineage: Eukaryota; Metazoa; Chordata; Actinopteri; Salmoniformes; Salmonidae
Product: adipose-secreted signaling protein
Exons: 6
Coding region: 16-807 (263 amino acids)
Source: RefSeq, a predicted model, not a curated record
CUGUGCUAACUAGUGAUGACCAAGGGGGUGUGGAUGCGUAUCUACGGUGGGUGUUCAUUCUACUGUUUAUUCAUUUUCUGUGGACCCAUAUUCCUUUGCCUAUCCUUGAUUUGGAUACAACCGACAAUAGGACACUACCUGGUCGCAGCGUGUGCAUUUAGCCUCAAUUGCAAGAAAGGUGAGUUCUUGGUGAGCGAAAUAAGGGUCAUUUUGUGGCUGGGCCAUAGAAAUGACCAGGCUGUGACGGUUGGGUUCUCUCUCUGUCUGUGGACCAACCCUGGCAUGGCUACUGCUAGGAAGAGCUCCGCAGCAAAGGCGGGAGGAGUUGGUUUCUCAGAAGAGCCAGCUGCCGGCACGCCGUCCCAUGUCCACUUUGAUGAGAAGCUCCACGACUCUGUCGUCAUGGUGAUCCCUCAGCCUGACGGGAACUUUAUGGUCAAGGUUGGUUUCCUGAAGACCCAGCACAAGUAUGAGAUUGUCUUCACCCUCCCGGAGCUUCCAUCACUGGGGAAGGACGCGUCUCCAGCUCCGGUACCCAACCCCCAUAUCCGCAUCACUGAUAUCACUCCUGUACCAGAGGGUGGUCUGAGAGUGACAUGUGAGUACAUGGCCCACCAGGAGGGGGUGCUGUGUGAGGAGGUGAUGCUGGUCAGUGAGAGCCAGGAGGACGUCUGCGUGGGGGUCAAGGUGCACGCCCGCGUCAUGGACCGUCACCAUGGUACACCCAUGUUGUUGGAAGGAGUGCGUUGUGUGGGAGUGGAGCUGGAGUAUGACUCUGAACAGAGUGACUGGCAAGGAUUUGACUAAACCAGACAAUGUGACACACACACACACACAAAAGACCAUGCCACAUGUAUUCAAAUUCAACAUCCACUGUACUUCAAACGAUCCCUGACCAUUUCAAGAUGUUAUGGUCCUAAAGGAGGAUUAAAUUGGGAAAUGGAUAGAAGUUAUUUUAAGUAGUAGUCUGGGUUUUUAAUUUUACAUUCAGGCCGUACUUGGCCGCUAAAAGCUGAAUUGCAGCACACAACGCAUACAAGUAAACAAAUAAAAUCUUACCUUGCUUCAAAAGUAAAACAAACAAACAAGCAUCAAAACCUUUUAUUUUAUUUUUUGAAAGCAAGUCCAAUGUGAUCCAAUCACUAUUUCGCUUCCCUCAACUAUACUGAACACAAAUAUAAACGUAACAUUUAACCAUUUCAGUUACAGUUCUUAUAAGGAAAUCAAAUAAAUUCAUUAGGCCCUAAUCUAUGGAUUUCAUGACUAGAAAUACAGAUAUGUUGGUCACCGAUACCUUAAAUAAAAAAGAUAAUGAUCAUGUGGUUUAAUCAGCUUCUUGAUAUGCCACACCUGUAGGUGGAUGGAUUAUUUUGGCAAAGGAGAAAUGCUCACUAUGGAUGUAAACAAGUUUGUGCACAAAAUGUAAGAGGUGCUUUUUUUGCAUCUGGAAAAGUUCUGGGAUCUUUUAUUUUAGCUCAUGAACCAUGGGACCAGCACUUUAAAUGUUGCGUUUAUAUUUUUGUUCAGUAUAGUUAACAUAUCUGAAAUGCAUCUGUACGAAGUACUGUUGUUAGUACUGUGAUAACACGCUAUCCAACUGCCCAUGCCAUUCCACUGCCUGCCUGCCCCUAUGUUGUUUAGAAUGUGUUUUCUGAGUAAACCUUUAGGGGGCAACAGAGUUCACGUAAUCAAUCCAGACCAUUUCACCCAGCCUAAACAACUGUACCAAUAGGGGGCGACAAAAAACUAAAAUUAUCCCUCUCAUCUGAAUCCAAAGGUGUAUAGGGAUUGAAAUGAAAGAAUUAUACGCUAUUAUACGCUAUUAAUCAGUCGCAAGUGCCUACGUUGCUGUACAGCUUUUACCAUCAACAACUGCCUUCUGUCCCGUACUAUCCUAUCUAUCAAGUAUCUCCCCUUCAGGAGUUAAAAGAUUUUGGACUUUAGUGGAUCAACGAUAGCUCAGCCUUCCAAGAUCAUUUUUAUAUCUACAAAACAUUUCAAGUAUAUUUAUAAAAUAUUAAAGAUUGGCGCCAUCAGUACCAUUGGUAGUAAAUCCACACUCAAAUUAGAUUGCCAGUUUUUUGCUCUUUUAAUAUAUUUGAGGCAACAAGAAGAAAUAAAAGACAAACAUUUUGGUUGUUAGCCCACCAUGAAUCUGCCAACAACUAGUAACUCUUACCCUUUAUCUACCCCCAAAGCCCUCACCAUCCUCUCUGAGCACUCAUACUCUCAUUGCAACCUAAUAGUUUAGUAGUCACUGUUUACUGUCAAUAGCUUGUCAUUGUAAAUGUAUAUUCCGAUCCAAUAAGAAUGUCAAGUAUCUAGCAUAAAACAUAUCCUAAUUUCACAUAGCUAAACGGACAAAGCCCUGUUUUAAAUAUUAUUAUUUUUAUAUCAGACCAUCUUCAUGUGUUAACUGUGUUCGGCCUUAAUUGAGGAGAACCUGUAUAUCGUUUGUGUUUGUAUAAUAGGCUCUAAUGUCUUAGAGUUAUACCUUGUUGUUAUGGUGUCCAUACUAAAUCCAUGCUCCAGGGUAGGGGUCAAUUCCAUUUCAACUCAGAACAUUUGAAAUUCCAGUUCUUUUCAAUUAGGAAAAUGUGGAAUAGGAAUUCCGUUUACUUUCUGAGUUGACUGGAAUGGAAAUGUCCUGAACCCUGCCAUGCUUCAAAAGCUAGUGAGACCGAGUGUGGAUUCAGUUUGCAUACAAGGCGAUCUUGUCCUUUUGAAUAGAAACGAGGGGGCACUAUUGUUCAUGCAGUCACUUAUCAAAAUAAUAUCCUUAGCCCAUAUUGUGAUGGGCAUCAUAGCAGGUUUGGAGUCAAUUCCAUUUAAAUUCCAGUCAAAUCCAAAUUGUCUGAAUUGAAAUGUCAGUGUACUUUCUGAAUUGACUGAAAUUCAAAUGGAGUUGACCCCAGCUCUGGUUGUUGGGUAAUUGUACUGAGGGGUUACUGUACUAGGGGGGUGUGGCAUUUUGUCAGUCGAUAUACAAUACAUGUUCCUUCAUUGGUGUUUGCUACUAUGGUCUCUGUUCUUUUCUUAUGCCAUAAAACAAAGUUUAAGUGCUUAUCAAGAAACACUUCCAAAAGGACUGAUUUGAGGUAGAAAGAAGUUAGAGCACUCAACAACAAAAAAGCAGGGCUGUAUUUAUUUUAGCUCACUUUAAUCCAUUCUAUGCGAUGUGAACAGGUGGAUGUCAAGCUGACAAUAAAUCAAUGUCAGAUUUAAAAUAAAAUGAAAUUGUUUAGUGCUCCAACUUCAUUCGACUUUCAAUGAGUCCUUUUGGAAGUUGAAGCGCUUCUCGUGAAUGUUUGUUAUUGUUGUUGAGCACCUUUUGUCUGCUGAAGUGUGAACGCCCACCUGAACUAAUAAAGUUUGUGUUUAAUUGUG